AUGUCGGCACAGACGGUCGACAUCCCGGAGCCCCCUCGAAUCCCGCUCUUGGGCAAUGUCACUGACAUCGACAUGGAGUAUCCUUUGGGAUCCUUCCUUCACCUGGCCAACAAAUACGGACCGAUCUACCGGGUGGACCUGCUUGGUCAGAAGCUCGUCUGGGUCAACACACAUGCUCUUGUAAACGAGAUCUGCGACGAUAAGCGGUUUAAGAAGAGUAUCGAGGGAGACCUUCAAGAGUUGCGGGAAGCCGUACACGAUGGCUUGUUUACUUCAAAAGGCGUGGAAGAAGAGAAUUGGGGAGUCGCUCACCGGGUAUUGAUGUCGGCCUUCGGUCCUCUAUCUAUCAGAGGCAUGUUUGACGACAUGCAUGACAUCGCCGCACAACUGGCUAUGAAGUGGGCCAGAUACGGAUCAUCGACUCCGAUCCCAAUCGGCGAAGAUAUGACCAGGCUCACCAUGGACACAGUCGCUCUUUGCUCGAUGGGCUUCAGAUUUAACUCGUACUAUCGCGAAGAGACGCACCCGUUCAUCACCGCCAUGUACGCGGUGUUGAAGGAGGCCGGCGACAAGGGUCUUCGCGUGCUGCCCCAGAUGUUCUACAAGAAGCAGGACAAAAAGUACAAGCAGAACAUCAGCAUCUUGCGCACGACCGCCAGAGAAGUCCUGGAAGCUCGUAGGGCUGACCCCAACGGUUCCGACGGUCGCAAGGAUCUUCUGACAGCGAUGCUCAACACCGUUGAUACCGUUACGGGCCGGAAGAUGACGGACGAGAGCAUCAUCGACAAUCUGAUCACGUUCUUGGUCGCGGGUCACGAAACCACUGCAGCGACUUUCACUUUCACCAUGUACUGGAUGGUCAAGAAACCGGAAGAGUAUCGUAAGGUUCAGCAGGAGGUCGACAGUGUCGUUGGCGACGGCCCCGUCCGCCUCGAACAUGUCGGCAAGUUGAAGUAUUUGGCUGCUGUCUUGCGGGAAGUCCUUCGCUUCAGCGCCCCCAUCCCAGGCUUCGGAAGAGAGGCGAUGAAGGAUGAGAUCAUCGGUGGCAAGUACCCGGUGAAGGCGGGAGAGAUGAUCAUUGCCAACCUGGCCAAAUCGCACUUCGAUCCGGCGGUCUACGGCGACGAUGCCGACGAGUUCAAGCCCGAGAGAAUGCUGGACGACAACUUCGACCGCCUCAUGAAGGAAUUCCCCAACUGCUGGAGCCCAUUCGGCACUGGAAUGCGCGGGUGCAUCGGGCGUGCCUUCGCCUGGCAGGAGAUGCUGCUCGCUCUCGCCGUCCUCUUCCAGAACUUCAACUUCGUCGCGCAGAACCCCAACUACGAUCUCAAAAUCGCCCAGACACUUACGAUUAAGCCCAAGGACUUCUACAUCCGGGCCAUUCUGAGGGAGGGUCUGACGCCCGCUCUUCUCGAGGCUCGUUUGGCUGGGUCGAUCAUUGCGAAGGGUGGCAACAACAAGGACUCGAAGGCAAGCCAGCAGACCAAAGAGACCACCAACGGUGCGAACGGCUCAUCCGAGGGAAGCAAGCUCACCGUUCUCUAUGGGUCCAACUCUGGGACCUGCGAGUUCAUGGCCCAGAGGCUUGCUAGCGACGCUCAAUCUCAUGGUUUCAGCGCCACGGUAGACUCUCUCGACACUGCCAGAGAGUCUAUCCCAACGGAUCGUCCGGUUGUCAUCGUCACGUCGUCUUACGAGGGUCAACCGCCGCACAAUGCGGCCCUGUUUGUUGACUGGUUGACCAACUUGAAAGGCAAAGAGCUGAAGAAUGUCUCGUAUGCCGUUUUCGGUUGUGGACACGCAGAUUGGGUGAAGACGCUCCAGCGCAUCCCCAAGCUGGUCGAUUCGACCCUCGCAGAACGUGGAGCAACUCGCCUCAUCCCGCUUGGCACAACCGACGCCAAGGACCGUGACAUGUUCUCCGACUUUGAGUCCUGGGAAGACGAGAACCUCUGGCCUGCCCUCGUGAAGCAGUUCGGUGGCCAGACGCAAGCGGAUGACAGCGGCAUCUCCGACGUAGGCAUUUCGGUUUCUUUCUCUACGCCACGAGCUUCGACCCUUCGUCAGGAUGUCAAGGACGCUCUGAUUCUGGAGUCGCGUUCUCUCGUCAAGGGCGACACCGGUCCUGUCAAGAGACAUAUUGAGAUCCAGUUGCCUACAGAUAUGCGCUACAGCGCGGGAGACUACAUGGCAAUCCUCCCGCACAAUCCCAAGGACACCAUCGCAAGGGUCAUGCGUCGUUUCCACUUGACCUGGGACUCUCAUGUCACCAUCCAGGCCUCUGGACCUACGACUCUACCCACCAACGCCAGCAUUCCGGUCUCCGAUGUCCUCAGCUCAUACGUUGAGCUGUGUCAGACUGCCACAAAAAGGAACAUUUCGGGCCUUGCCCAACUCUCCAAAGACGAAGAUGUUCGUAGCAAACUUCAGCUCCUGUCAGCUGAUGGCUACGACAGCGAAGUCAGAAGCAAGAGACUAUCCGUGCUGGACAUCGCCGAGCGCUUCCCUUCCUUGACUAUCCCUUUCAACCACUUUUUGCUGAUGCUGCCACCGAUGCGCGUCCGUCAAUACUCAAUUUCCUCUUCUCCUCUCGCGGAUCCUGGCGUCGCAACACUCACCUAUAGUGUUCUGGAUGAGCCCGCAUUGUCUGGACAAGGGCGACACAUCGGCGUCACAUCCUCUUACCUCUCAUCCCUCACCGCAGGGGACAGAGUCCAGAUUGCUGUCAGACCAGCACAAGGAGGCUUUAAGCUACCUCUUGACAUGGACAAGACUCCUCUGCUAUGUGUUGCCGCCGGCACAGGGUUGGCUCCCUUCCGCGCCUUCUUCCAAGAGCGCGCAGUCCUCAUCGGCAACGGUCUUUCCCUAGCGCCCGCCAUCCUGUUCUUUGGGUGCCGCGACCCGUCCACCGACGACUUGUACCGAGAGGAAUUCGACAGCUGGGAGGCCGCCGGAGUAGUCAAGGUCUACCGGGCAUACAGCCGCAAGCCUGAGGCUUCCGACGGAUGCAAGUAUGUACAGGACCGCAUCUGGAAGGAGAGAGAGAUGCUCUACGGUCUCUGGGACCAGGGUGCGCGCGUGUACGUCUGCGGCUCCAACCACGUCGCCGAGGGCGUGAAGGAAGUGGUGUCAAAGGCGGCGCAGGAGAAGAGUGAGAAGGACGACGGGAAGGCUAUGACGGAGGAGGAGCUGGAGGAGUGGUUCAACAACAUCCGCAAUGAGCGGUACGCGACUGAUGUCUUCGACUGA
This is a messenger RNA of Colletotrichum karsti, 3249 nucleotides long. RefSeq names its product bifunctional p-450: NADPH-p450 reductase. Gene Ontology annotation, molecular function: NADPH-hemoprotein reductase activity; iron ion binding; flavin adenine dinucleotide binding. Gene Ontology annotation, cellular component: cytosol. The record is from RefSeq and is a predicted model, not a curated record. Lineage: Eukaryota; Fungi; Ascomycota; Sordariomycetes; Glomerellales; Glomerellaceae. The transcript is spliced from 8 exons. Bases 1 to 3249 code for a protein of 1082 amino acids.